Myxozyma melibiosi is the source of this 345-nucleotide messenger RNA. RefSeq lists its product as uncharacterized. The transcript is spliced from 3 exons. The record is from RefSeq and is a predicted model, not a curated record. Gene Ontology annotation, biological process: spliceosomal snRNP assembly; RNA splicing. Gene Ontology annotation, cellular component: catalytic step 2 spliceosome; pICln-Sm protein complex; U1 snRNP. Lineage: Eukaryota; Fungi; Ascomycota; Lipomycetes; Lipomycetales; Lipomycetaceae. Gene Ontology annotation, molecular function: RNA binding. The coding region runs from base 1 to 345 and encodes 114 amino acids.
AUGGCUGAAUUCGUGAACCGACCCCGUUCCGAGCUCGCGGAAUUCGAAAUCGCAAAGCUUGAAGAAUACGAAUUCGCAAACGGCCCGCUCUCGGUCCUGCAAGCUGCUGUCAAGAACAAAUCACAGGUCCUGAUCUCGUGCCGGAACAACAAGAAACUGCUGGCGCGCGUGAAGGCGUUUGAUCGGCAUUCAAACAUGGUGCUUGAGAAUGUGAAGGAGAUGUGGACCGAGACCCCGCGGACAUCAAAAGGCAAGAAGGGCCGACCGGUCAACAAAGAUAGAUUCAUAAGUAAGAUGUUUCUGCGAGGAGACUCGGUGAUUCUGGUGUUGCGGAGCACUGUCUAG